GGAAGCAAAAACGAGAGGUUCACAAUCGUGUAAAAUGAAGGGGAGAAAUGGGGACUAGGGCGAUUUUGUGCCAAUCCGUCCAGAAAUAUAGCUCAUUACAAACACUUAUAUAGGAUUGAUUUUAUUGCGUUUAAUGUUUCGUCAUACACAGCACAAACAUAUUAAAAUACAAACUCUUCGGGAUGUUGAAAAGAUAUACCAAGCGGUAUUUAUUCUCACUAAUAUGGAUUACAAUCUUCACUUCUAUCCAAGGACAAUCCCCUUCAACCACCUCAGAUUUCCGAGACUAUAGAUUAGAACUAUUCGAAGAAGAAAAAGGAUAUGAUGCUGCCAAGACCGUGUGUGACGGUCGAAAUGCGUGGCUGGUCGAAAUUAAAGAUAAAGAAACUCAAGCUGCAGUACAGCAACUCACAAAAAAUGCAAUUUGGAUUGGUUUACACCAUGACGGGGAAUGGAAAUGGAACGGCAUUGACAAAUUGAAAUUUACAAACUGGGUUUCCGAACACCCAAAAGCGAUAUCUGGGCAGUUGAAUAACUCCUGUGUAGUGUCCAGAACACCUGAUGGAAAAUGGCUUGAUCGCAAUUGUCAAAAUAGCUACCGAUAUGUGUGUCAAUCAGAUAAAUCUUGGAUCAUCUUCAACAAUGAGACAACACUUCAAAUUAUAUCGAGUCCGCGAAAAAAUUUCGUUGAGUCUCAACAAGCCUGUGCAAAUAACGGUUCGACAUUAGUGGAAAUAAAAACAGAUGCCUUAGAUAUAUUCAUUAAUCAAAAACUCAGGAAAAAAUCGCGCGUGAAAAAUGAGCCAAAUGGAUACCGAGGAGAAAACUGUUUGGCAAAAUUCCCUAGUGCAGGUUUUAAAUGGAUUGACGACAAUUGCAAUUACAAUGCUGGAUAUAUUUGUCAGCGGAAUAUAUCAUCCGGUGAUUGCGGCAGAGAUGUCUGCUCAGACAAGGGCACAUGCCAAGUCAAUGGGAAUCGAUACAAAUGCACCUGUGAAGCAGGAUAUUUUGGGACAAAAUGCGAGAAAGAACUAAUACUGAUAUCAACUCCGACCACGCUAUACGAGAUCAAACGAGGACGAAAUCUCACAGCAAUAUUCAAUAUAACGUCCUAUGACGGCAACUUUAACAUUAGUGUCUCAACCACUGGCAAUCAUGAAGUCACAUCGAAAUCCACAACAGGAAUUACUAGCAAUACUGUUUCAUCCACACUUAUGUUCACUCUCGGUCCAUUUGAAACUGCAAGGAAUCUUACCUACAACUUUACUGCCAACCGGAUUUUUUAUAAAUCAUAUCCGAAAGUAGUGUCAAUAAUGGUGGUGAUUACAGAUGAAUGCGAUUCAAUGCCAUGUAUGAAUGGAGGUAGUUGUGUAUAUUCUGUUACUGUCCCAUAUUACAACUGUACCUGUCAACCAGCCUACAUCGGAAAUAAUUGUGGAGAAAGAAGAUUCAUCAACAAUACUGCAAACAACUGCCAAUAUCACGUCAACCGUUAUGACAUAAAAUCAUUCGCCGAAGCGAACUUAACUUGUAGCAGUCUUGGAGGUGCGUUGGCAAUGAUGAAAACAACAGAAAUACAAGACUGGGUCGAAAGUCAGAUAAUAACUCAGUAUGAGGCCACAGGACCAACAAUUCUGUUUUGGAUUGGUGGAUACAUAGUUAAUGAUUCAUGGAUAUGGUUGAUGGUACAGCUGUGCCAACAACAGGAAAAGAUUCAAAAUGGGCAUUUCGGUACGACAAUAUCACUACAACAAGCGAAAUGGUGUUAAGUUCUUGGCCGAAUCGCGCUAGAAACAUCAUGCGAUGGUUUGCCAAAUGGAACAAUUCAAAUCCUGGGUACAUAUGUGAGAU
Styela clava is the source of this 1851-nucleotide messenger RNA. Lineage: Eukaryota; Metazoa; Chordata; Ascidiacea; Stolidobranchia; Styelidae. The record is from RefSeq and is a predicted model, not a curated record.